Molecule: messenger RNA, 885 nt
Organism: Contarinia nasturtii (swede midge)
Lineage: Eukaryota; Metazoa; Arthropoda; Insecta; Diptera; Cecidomyiidae
Product: probable pseudouridine-5'-phosphatase
Exons: 3
Coding region: 104-793 (229 amino acids)
Molecular function (GO): phosphatase activity
Source: RefSeq, a predicted model, not a curated record
AACAAACUUUUCCAUUUGUCGUGUGUUUGACGAUCAGUUGUUUUGUAUCAGUGACCGCGUACAGUGCCGUUGUUCAAUUACCGCUGCUAUUUACAAACAAAAGAUGUCAUUAUAUAAACCAGUUACACACUGUGUAUUUGACAUGGAUGGUUUGCUGUUCAACACUGAACCAAUUUAUGAAGAUUCGGUUCGAGAAAUCUGUCGUUCAUUUGGAAAAGAGUAUCCAUUUGAUGUAAGAAUGAAAGUAAUGGGAACAACUGAAUACAACACAGCAGAAAUAACCAUAAAAGAAUUGUCACUGCCACUGACUGUUCCAGAGUUUUUGAUCAAGUUAGAAAAUUUGGUUGCAGAAGAAUUCAAAAAGGUGAAAAUGAUGAAAGGAGCUGACAGACUUAUUCGUCAUUUGCACAAGCAUAACAUUCCAUUUUGUGUGGCAAGUAGUGCAUGCAAAGAGAUGGGCGCAAUUAAAUGGAGCGGUUACCCUGACUUGUAUAAAUUGUUUUCACACUUUGUCUACGGCUCAAGUGAUUCGGAAGUAAAAAAGGGAAAACCAGCACCAGAUAUUUUCUUGAUUGCUGCCAGUCGUUUUGAGGAUAAGCCCGAUCCCACCAAAUGUCUAGUUUUUGAGGAUUCACCAAACGGUGUGAAGGCAGCUGUAGCAGCCAAUAUGCAAUCGGUUAUGGUUCCUGAUGCCUCGCUUCCAAUUGAAAAACGAGCCGAAGCUACUAUCGUUAUAAAUUCGUUGGAAGAUUUUCAACCUGAAUUAUUCGGGCUACCAGCAUUCACCGACUAAUUGUAAAUUCCCAAAUCAAUUUUAUAUUUAUUAUGUAAAGAUUUAUAUAAAGGUCAUAAGUAAAACAAUUUCCUUGUUUUGUUUGCCAAAAA